ACUUGGCGCACUGUGUUGCGUGUGUAAUAUACGUGUGUAUACGUUGUACAGCUGUGGAGGUGGUGUAUAUGGUGGUGUUACGGGAUCGUGCGGGGACGUGCGAUCUAAUAAAAAUUCUCCGUGUUAUACGUACGCAAGUGUCAGCGAUUUCUCCGCUUGGUAAACGCGGGAGGCGUAAGGGCUGAACCUGAGAGCGCACGAUACGAAAAUGCGGGAGGCCGGGAUCAUGUUGAUAAGCACCGCGCUAACGUGCAUCGUUAUUGGCAAUGCGUACUAUCAGAGAAAACAAUUCUACCCGACUGUCGUUCACAUAACCAAAUCCAAUCCGAGCAUGACCGUGAUCUACACGCAAGGAUUCAUUCUUGCAUUCAUGAUAAAUGCCUUCCUGCGAAAGAUUUUUUUCGGCACUCUACGCGCAGCCGAGCUCGAGCAUCUGGUGGAGAAAGUAUGGUACGCUGUGACAGAGACAUGCCUGGCGUUUACAGUGUUCAGAGAUGACUUCAGUCCUAAGUUCAUAGCAUUGUUUACUCUCCUCUUGUUCCUAAAGUCGUUUCACUGGCUCGCAGAAGAUCGUGUUGAUUAUAUGGAAAGAAGCCCGGUAAUAACAUGGUUGUUCCAUCUCAGAGUUGCUACUUUACUAGGUCUUCUAUUUUUCAUCAACCUAACAAUGAUCAAUUAUGCUUAUAAUACAACAGCUACUAAAGGUCCCUCUGUACAACUUGUAUUUGGCUUUGAAUAUGCAAUUUUGUUGACUGUUGUUUUUAAUAUUACCGUAAAGUAUGUCCUGCAUACUAUUGAUCUACAAAGUGAAACUCCAUGGGAUAACAAACCAGUGUUCUUAUUAUACACAGAAUUGAUUAUUGGAAUAUUAAAGGUUUUUCUCUAUGUUGCCUUUGUGACCUUAAUGAUCAAGCUGUUCACAUUACCCUUAUUUGCAUUGCGUCCUAUGUAUUAUACAAUGCGAGAUUUCAAAAAAGCAUUUCACGAUAUCGUGAUGUCUCGAAGAGCCAUCAGGAACAUGAACACUCUUUAUCCAGAUGCGACAACUGAAGAAUUGGCUGCUGCUGAUAAUGUCUGUAUUAUAUGCCGAGAGGAGAUGGUUACAGCUAGUAAAAAAUUACCAUGUAAUCAUAUCUUCCAUACUGCAUGUUUACGUUCUUGGUUCCAACGCCAACAAACAUGCCCGACGUGUCGUUUGAAUAUCCUGAGGCCUACGCCAAAUAAUGCGCCACCUAGACAACAAAAUCCUCCUCAGCCUGGACCGCAAAUACCUCCGCAACCUCAGCAAGCACCUGGUGUCAAUCCUAUUGGUCCACCUUUUCACUUCCCAAUAUUUUGGGCUGGAUUACCAGCUCCAGGAAUGCCACAGCAGCAACAGCCGCAACAACCACAGCAACAGCCGCAACAACAACAGCAGCAGCAGCAGCAUCAACAGCAAUCUCCAAACAAUGCUGGAGGUACUUCUCCACCUCAAAAUCCAGUACCACCUACUGGAAAUAUUCCACUUUUUCCGCCGCUAUUCCCUACAAUAGUACCAUUGCCACCUAUUCCUGUACCACCCCCAAACUUAAUUGAAUUGAGCGAAGAAGAACUGAGAGCAAUGGAAGGUAAUCUGCGACAAGCUGUACAAGCCAGAAUACAAACGCUGCAAAGGAUUCAACUCUUAUUGGAUGCGGCAAACGCAAUGAUGAAUCAAUAUCAAACAGCAGCUGCUACAGCGAACAUUCCUGUGAACAAUAAUUCUGCAAGCAAUAUCGACAGUACAUCGGAUAUGUCUACAAUGUCAAAACCAGGGACGAGCGGUACAAUGAACGCAAACACUGAAGUUAGUAGCGAUAAUUCUCAGGUUAAAGUAGAAACUUCUAUUCCAAGUACGUCAAAAGAAACUGCGUCUACAAGUAUAUUAAAGGAAGACACGUCUACAUCUAACGAUACGACAGAUUUAUCUAGAACUGAAUCUUCAAGCGAACAGGAAAUGUUGCGCAGACGUAGACUACAAAAAUUUUCACCUCCACCGACAACAGAAUAAAUAAAGAACAUAAAAUUGUGUGAUAACUUAUGUAACAUAAUAGUCUUUAACUUGGUUUAUUAUCGGCCUCAAUUAGCGUGAGUGGUCAAUAAUUGAGGACUGUAAAAACUAAAGUUUGGAUUUUGUGAUCGAUACGAGAGAAAGGGGAGAGAGAGAGAGAGAAAGAGAGAGAGAGAGAGAGAGAGAGAAGCUUAGAUGAAUGAUAUUCCAUUUGAUCAAUGGUCAAUCCAUGAAUUUUAAAGAUAAGACCAUUUAUAAAGAAAUCUCUAGCGAUUGUUAAAUCCAGGAUUUAGUAAUAACCCAGACUGAAAACUCGAGACUCAAAUCACUGAAGUUAUACUAACAAUCAUAAUCGCAAAAAGAAUGAUUUUAUAGACAUAACAAUUUUUUGUCUUUCUUUUUGUAAAUUAUUAUCAGAGUAUAUAUUAUAUAAGUGCAAAAGACGGAAGAAAAGGAACAAGAAAUUAAAUUUGACAUCAUAAUUUUGAGAUUUACAUACCUGUUUCUAUCUGUAUAUAAUUAUAGAUUUCCUUGUUUCUUUAAAUCUUUAUAAAUCGUAUGAGAAUAUUUCUUACAAAACUAGGUGAAACUUUAAAAUUAAUUUGAUAUUCUUUGCAUAAAAUAUGUUUGAGUACCUUUUUAUCUAUCCUUAAGCUUUAAUAUAUGGAAAUUUCUUAUAUGUACAUUUAUAAUUAUAUUAUCAUGUAAAUACGCUA
Pogonomyrmex barbatus (red harvester ant) is the source of this 2745-nucleotide messenger RNA. RefSeq names its product septin interacting protein 3 (gene sip3). NCBI's taxonomy places the organism in Eukaryota, Metazoa, Arthropoda, Insecta, Hymenoptera, Formicidae. Gene Ontology annotation, biological process: proteasome-mediated ubiquitin-dependent protein catabolic process; ERAD pathway. Gene Ontology annotation, cellular component: endomembrane system. The record is from RefSeq and is a predicted model, not a curated record. Gene Ontology annotation, molecular function: ubiquitin protein ligase activity.